AUGAAAUACCAAUAUUCUAUUCUUUUGUAUUCGUCCCAGGACGAGACCGACGGCCUGUGUGAUGGCCUCCCGGUACGCAAGCAUAUUAACGAAGACUUAGAAGAGAUUGGGACAUUAAAGGCCCAAGAGGACUGGAGAGACUUGGUUGCUCCUAUAUCAAAUUACAAGGGGGGACUCGGCCAUAAACAUAACUUUAUGACAGUUUUGCUACCGGAAUGUCUCCCUGAUCGAUUCGAAAUCGUGUCGUAUGCGAAUGAAUUUGCUUUCCUCCAAGAUGAUGCCACAGAUAUUUUGAGUCAGCAAGAGGGACACAUAAAUAACGGUGAAGUAUUGGAUGCGAUUCGCGAAGGAGAGCGAAACGGAACGAUCGACGCUCUGAAAUCUGGGAAGCGCCAGAUGCAAGCAAAAAUCCUCAACACGAUGAUAGCCAUUGAUCGACCCCGAGCCUUGGCUGCUAUGCGCUCCUGGGCGAAAUUCAUGGAGCAAGGAGCCGGACGCCAACACCACCUUAGGUUUCAAACACUGGAGGAAUAUCUACCAUAUCGUUCUAAGAAUAUUGGUCAUAUGUUUUGGCACGCUCUCGUCACAUUCGGCUGCGCCAUUACCAUCGCAGAAGAAGAGAUGAGCAUAUGUGCGGAGCUUAUGCUGCCUGCCGUGAUCACAGCAAGCUUAACUAAUGACCUCUUCUCCUACGAGAAAGAGUACGAAGCCGCCCAAGCCGCGGGGCUUCCUAACGUCGUCAACGCUCUAUGGAUACUUAUGGACGAGCAUCAUAUCUCACUAGAAGACGCCAAGGCCAAGUGCCGGAUGCGCAUCAAAGAGGAAGCAGCAAAGUAUGCGCGCAUAGUAAGGGAGACAAUGUCCAGGCACGAUCUUUCUAGCGAUGUAAAGAGGUACAUCGAACUCAUGCAGUAUACUGUAAGCGGAAACGUGGUAUGGAGUCGGCAGUGUCCUAGAUACCAUAAGGACAUGCAGUAUAAUGAGCGACAAAUACUGCGAGAGAAAGAUGGUGUUGCGAAGCACCCUACAACGUGCUAG
Messenger RNA from Daldinia vernicosa, 1038 nucleotides. Its product is annotated as putative geranylgeranyl diphosphate synthase. The transcript is spliced from 4 exons. Bases 1 to 1038 code for a protein of 345 amino acids. Lineage: Eukaryota; Fungi; Ascomycota; Sordariomycetes; Xylariales; Hypoxylaceae. The record is from RefSeq and is a predicted model, not a curated record.